GAAAGGGGUAGUAGGCCUGACAUUCACUUCAGCAGCGUUCUGUUAUGGAACAGGAGAAAGGGCUGAGAACUGACAAGAGAAAAAGCAUGACAGCUCUUGCAUUUUAGACGGUUGAGGGAGAGGGAUGAGGGACGGACUGCUUCUCUUGUGCUUUGUCUGUGAGCCAGUGUAAAGGAAGUGGCUGAGCCGCUACAGGGAGAGGGAGGGGAGAGCUGCACAGAAGCAUGUCAGCUGAGUUGCCAGAGAUCUGCAGACUGAGCCCUAUGAUUAAUUGCAAUUGGUCCUUCCUCAUGUGACUGCUCCAGGGAUCCCACUCAUUCAGUACUAGGAAGCUCUAAACAUUCCAUGAUCGCACUACUGUGACAUCAUCAAAACGUGCCCCUAAAGGAGUACCAUGGGCAGCCAUUGACCUUGGUGAUGUCUUUGGGUGUCAUGGCGACUCUUCAUUACAAAUACAAAUAUCAAGGAGAUAUGAAUCGGCUAUUUGUGGAUUAGGAUGAUUUCAAGGUACAAAAGGAAGCCAGUAUCUCAGAAUCUGCAAAUCAAUCAAAGUCUUGUAAAAGCCUCAGAAAAUCAUCCACUUCCUGAGAAAGUAGAAACAUAUUCUAAUUGCCUGUAUGGUAAUCAAAGCAAAGUGACUUUAAAAUGCAAAAGUGAGUCGGAUAUAUCUGAUACAUCAGACAGCCUGGGGAAAGGAACAAAGCUAUCCUGGUCAGAAUCACAGAGCUGUGUUGGUCUGUCCACAGAUAGCAGCUCUGUGAUAUCUUGGGGCUUUGAUGAAUUUGACCAGGCCGCUACACUGCAGGUGCAAAAGAUUUUCGAUCAUAUUGAUGAAUUUCUGUUUGAACAAAAGCCAAGCACCCUUACUGGUGGACUACAGGAAGAGUGUCAGCAAUGGGCAUCCUGCUUUCCACACCUACGCAUAAAAGGCAAACAGAUUUUGGCCCCAUUAGAUAAUGGCUACAGUUGGCAUUCCAGUUAUCCCUGUGUAUCUGGACACGCAUCUCUCAGUACUGCCCAUGCAAGGGAUUCCAGCGAACUGGGUAUUUUUGGCACAAAAUGCCCUUUUACAAUUGCUAACGACCCCAGUGCCACUGUUUCGUUUUCCGUGGGUAAAGAGGAAGAUGAUGGAGAAGAUGAAUUUGGGGUGAUUGUGUCAGAUGGUGUCAUUGAAGAAUAUUUGGCAUUUGACAGCAUGGAAAAGCAAGAUGAUCUCCUUGUGUCCUUGGAUAGUCUGAACAUGGGCUAUCCUUCAAUUUCUCCAAAAUGUUGUAAGAAGGAGGCAAUCCUUGGUUAUCUGUUUGAUGAUGUGUGGAGGGAAGCAGUAGGGUGCUUGCAGGACCUACUUUGCCGUCACUGGGAAGAAUCCAUUUUAGAUGAUGAAAAGCAUGAUAGUGCAGUUAAAACUGCUAGAGAGGAAUCUAUUACUUCUUAUACACCACUUCAGCGUCUUCCACUGGUGUUACCACCGGUUCCUCAUUUUAAGAUUCCUGCUAUAUCCCCAAGCCUUGCAAAUCGUCCUCAAGGUGGAAACAACGGGACCCCAAGAAAUUUGAACAACCUGAUGGCUAUUCAUGGAUGUCCAUUACAGCAAAGAAAUCUGCAUCUCAUGGAGAAAUCUCUAGAUUCCAGUGACAAACUGUCUAUGAGACCCACAUCUGCUGCAUUAAGUUCUGGCAAAUCACGGACAGGACGUACAUUGGAGCACAGCUGCUCAUCGUUGUCUCAUAACAUUCCAUCUGCAAGGAGACGUAACCCACCUCGCACCUUACACCCUAUUAACAGCAAUCCCUCCAGAGCUGGGACACCAAAGAUAGAAGAGCUCCUCAGAGGCAUGAGACUUCCAACUGGGAGUGACCAGGUGCCGUGUUCUCCUGUACCCUUCAACCGAAACAACCUGCUACCACCAAUUGGUACAUCAGACCAGGAUCAUCACUUCAUGCCUGGAUCACAGAGACAAACGCCAGAUACAUCAAUGGGCCGGUCCGUCACUCUAUCUGAUUCCAUAAAUCCACUACAAAGUAGGAGAGGAUCUGCUGGUCCAGAUUCUGUCUGCAUUGGUGUGAGUGGGGUCAGUGCCUCAACUAGUUCUAUUCGCUGGGGGCAUUCAAGCAACAAAUCAGAGGAAGAUCACUCUUCAGGGAUCCCAAUGAAGUACCCCAGCCGCGGAGCCCCGAAGUAAACAAGGACUUUGCAGAAACCUAAUCUGCACCAUUUUUUUUAAUAAGCUACAGGAGAGAUGCCAACUACUUCCACUAGCACUGCCAGACUGAGUACCAUAAUGCACAUUGGGGAUAUGCAGGGUGGGGGGGGUGUAGAAAACCUUUGGGAGAAAUAACCUUGUUCAGCAAAAGUUGUAUUCACAAAAUUCUUUGCAUAGGUUUUUGUCAUUGUUUUUAAGAUUUUCAUUUCCUUCCAAUAGCAGUGAGCAUGGGUAGAGCCUGCCUUCUAGGGUACAUGACCCCUUACCAACAACUUUGUACAAGUUCUUGGCUGCCACUUGAGAGCAAGAAAACACACAGAAUUGCUUCCUUUGUACCACAUGGGUGACAGUUUGCCACUGAAGUAAACUCUCAGAUCAAGGGUUUGUUACUCAAAACUGUGAUUGUUUGUGAGUAAUAGUUGACUAACCCCCGAAGGUGCUUCUUUAAUCUAAGCUUAAUUCACUUGCCAGAGAAGCUACUAAACACUUAAAUGACAAAUGCCUGGGAAUUGCUGUGAGCACCAUUUUCCUAAAACCUGAGAGAGAAUGGCAAGUGCAUCCAUGAGCUUAGGUUACUGGCACAGGAGGAAUCUUCUUCACCACCAUAUUACAGCGUAACUCUACCCAUGCAACCUAACCUUGUCUUUAAUAGAAACCGCCUGACACUGCUGGUACAUUCCGUUCUUGGCCCAGAAACAUGCAUUUCAGGCUGAUAUCCACCUGUAAUAGCAUUGGUAGGCAAUUUUCCUCAUAGUUUUAAGUGGCACUUGUGGUUUCUGGUGAAUCUUCAUCAUCUGAAAUUGCUCCAUGUGCCAUUAGCCAUAUGUCUCUCUCCAGUCUCAUAUUUAAUAUCUGGCAAGAGUUAAUACAAGCCAGUGCACAGUUAUUAUACUAAGGGCCAUAUUUAUUAUAGUGUUUAGAUCAACAUCAGUGGUGAUGUGCCCAUAGCAACCAAUUAGAUCUCUGCUUUUGUGGUCAAACUAAUUUUUGUGUUCAAAUCUAAUUGCUGAUUGGUUGUUAUGGGCAAUAUCAUUAGUGAUGUUGGUUCACACACUAUAAUAAAUAUGCCCCUGAGUGGGGGCCAACAGUUAAUAGGUUCCAUAUUUUCUGGUGUAUUGAUAUAACUGAGGUGCAGAACCUCUGAGCCACUUUGGUAAACAUAUCCCAUUCACAUGUUUCAUAUUUUGUAAUUUAUUCUUUUGUAAUUUACAGGUUAAAGUAUUUUUAUAAGUAACAAAUAAAAUGUUUUGUAAUGCUUUGUGCAGUGAAUUCAUUCUA
Molecule: messenger RNA, 3481 nt
Organism: Xenopus tropicalis (tropical clawed frog)
Lineage: Eukaryota; Metazoa; Chordata; Amphibia; Anura; Pipidae
Gene: fam149b1
Product: family with sequence similarity 149 member B1
Source: RefSeq, marked validated